CACUGGAUUACAACCAUUAUGUGUUUGGGAGAGAGACUACUGCUACUUUGCAACGUACUGAGCUUCAAUUCAACCUUAAAACGUGCACAAGCCUUUCAACAAAGGGUUUGCAGACCCAGCACUUUGUGCAGGAGUCAUUGCUGGCACAGCAGAGCCCAGUAGACGGGAGGAGAGGGAGGGAUCUGAAGAGGAGUGCCCAGAUCAACUGUCUACAGCCUUGGCAGCAUGGGUGAAGAAGGGCCUCCCAGUCUGGAGUAUAUCAAGGCCAAGGACCUGUUCCCCCAGAAGGAGCUGGUGAAGGAGGAUGAAAGCCUUCAGGUGCCAUUCCCAGCCCUUCAGGGGGAAGGGGUGGAAUAUCUUGGCUAUGCCGAUGAAGCCAUCAUUGCCAUUUCUAACUACAGGCUCCACAUCAAAUUCAAGGACUCUGUCAUCAACACCUACCCAGGUGUGGACAGUGAGAUAUCUGUGCCUCUCAGGCUGAUAGAGAGUGUGGAGAGCAGAGAUAUGUUUCAGCUGCACAUCAUUUGCAAAGACUCCAAAGUUGUCAGAUGCCACUUUGCAACUUUCAAGCAAUGCCAGGAGUGGGUGAAGCGUCUGAACCGGGCCAUAGCUCACCCGUCCCGGCUGGAGGAUCUGUUUGCACUGGCUUAUCACGCAUGGUGUCUGGGGGGCAGCGCCGAUGAUGAAGACCAGCAUGUUCACCUCUGCCGCCCAGGUGAUCACGUGCGUCACAGAAUGGAAAUGGAGGUCAAGAGGAUGGGUUUUGACACACAGAACGUCUGGAGAGUGUCGGGCAUAAACUGCAACUACAAACUGUGCUCCAGCUACCCACAGAAGCUCCUGGUUCCAAUAUGGAUCACUGACAAGGAGCUGGAGAGUGUGGCUAACUUCAGAUCCUGGAAGAGGAUCCCUGUGGUGGUCUAUAGGCACCAGAAGAACGGGGCAGUGAUUGCCCGUUGCAGCCAGCCUGAGAUCAGCUGGUGGGGUUGGAGGAACACAGAUGAUGAGUACCUGGUGACAUCUAUCGCCAAAGCUUGUCAGAUGGGUACCAAGGGUACCUGUGCAGCACCAACCUGCCGACAACGCGGGGAAGCUCCCGACUCCUGCGAAAGUGAUUUUGACUCUUCUCUGAUGGGUGGCUCUGGCUGCAAUGACAAUACUGUGCCACAGAAGCUGUUGAUUCUGGAUGCUCGCUCAUACACCGCUGCAGUGGCCAACCGAGCCAAGGGCGGAGGCUGUGAAUGUGAAGAGUACUACCCCAACUGUGAGGUGAUGUUUAUGGGAAUGGCCAACAUCCAUGCCAUCCGGAACAGUUUUCAGGCACUGAGGACCGUCUGCAGUCAGAUCCCAGAUCCAGGAAACUGGCUUUCAGCACUUGAGAGCACCCGAUGGCUGCAGCACCUGUCUGUCAUGUUGAAGGCAGCCACUCUGGUAUGUUCAGCUGUGGAGAGGGAAGGCCGUCCUGUCCUGGUGCACUGUUCAGACGGGUGGGACCGUACACCCCAGAUUGUAGCCCUCGCCAAGAUCCUGCUGGACCCCUACUACAGGACUUUAGAGGGUUUCCAGGUGCUUGUAGAGACUGACUGGCUGGACUACGGUCAUAAGUUUGGGGACCGCUGUGGCCACCAGGAGAACGCUGACGACGUGAGCGAGCAGUGUCCUGUCUUCCUGCAGUGGCUGGACUGUGUUCACCAGCUGCUCAAACAGUUCCCCUGCCUGUUUGAGUUCAACGAGGCCUUCCUGGUCAAGUUGGUGCAGCACACAUACUCGUGUCUUUACGGCACCUUCCUGUGUAACAACGCUCGUGAGAGGGAGGCAAAGAACAUCUACAAACGCACAUGCUCUGUCUGGUCUCUGCUGCGCAGCGGAAACAAGAACUUCCAGAACUUCCUCUACAUCCCCAGUCAUGAUAUGGUGCUGCAGCCAGUCUGCCACACACGGGCAUUGCAGCUGUGGACAGCUGUCUACCUGCCCACCUCCUCCCCUUGCACCGCUGUGGACGACUCUGUGGAGCUCUACCUCCCCCCAAAUGUUGCAGGAGACGAACUCACCUCCCGUUCUCUGGACAGACUUCCCAAGACCCGCUCCAUGGACAACCUCCUGUCAGCUUUUGAGAACGGGGUGCCCCUUACACGUACUUCGAGCGACCCCAAUCUCAAUAAACACUGCCAGGAGGGUCGCUCUGCCCCGGAGCCUUCGCCAGCCUCAGAAGAACCCUCUGCAGACAUCUGUGGUGAGGUCAGUCCUGACACUGGACUAGACCACAUUGAUGGGGAAUCUCUACAUCAGAGUCCUGCCAAGACCCCACAGGAUGGCCUGUGUGCAGAGAGCUGUGAAGACACACUGGAGGAGGAGCUCUGUCUCACCACACAGCCCCUGCCCUCCCUGCCAUUUCCCCCUGUCCCUCUCAGUGAGGAUGUUGCACUCACUCCCCCUCCCCUCCCCACACCUGUCCUCCAACAGGCUUUGCCUCAGAUCACUAACCCUCCUCUCCCACCACCUCCACUGGGGGCUGAGAGCUCCUGUAGGACUGCUAAUAGGACCACACCACCCACUCAUAAAUCAGAGCCAUGUUUACCUCUCCCCUGCAAUAGCAUGCAGCCCCCAGCCACCACGACCACCACCCCUACCUUGCUGCUUAAUGGCCACACUGACAGCCAAGUAAACGGCCUCCUAGAAUCUGCAGGUCUGCUCGCUCUGAAGCAGCUAACCCCACUCCUUCCCAUGGAGGACUCCACUGAAACUCUCACAGGUGAGGGGGAGCCUCCCCCUGCCCUGCCUUCCACGGUGAACCAGGACCCCACCCAGAAUCGUGUUAUUGAUGAGGAGCAGCCUGAUUCAAAGCCACAGGUUCCAACCCAGAAGGAGAAAGAGGACACGAGGGCAGAAGCAGUGAAAGGAAGAGACCGUGUGUCAGCAGCUGCAGCAGCACCUGUAGACUCCACCCAGGUAGCAGCUCGCCAUCUGAUCUCCCAGAGCCAGCUGGCAGACCUGUCCCUGCUUGGCUCCCACUGGGAGAGCGUCCAGGGUCUGGUCCAGUCUGCUUGCAGCAGUGCCAGUCACUCUGGCGUCAGCCGAGUCACGCAUCCCAACACUUACCAGAGCCGUCGGCUUGCCAGCAAGCUACUUCGCUCCCAGGGCAUUGCCAUUGCCAGUGGGUCGCAGUGCUGUCGCAGAGAUGCUCUUUGUUGUCCCAGCAGCCCUCUGCAACCUGGAUGUUUGUCUGCUGCCAGGAGUGCAGGCCACACUGGGCUGUAUGGGCCUGCAGCUAUCGCCCUCAACAGCUUCUCCAUGGCAGGCCAUCAGCUCCUGCCGGUGUCAUACUCCUCGCCCUCUGCUUCCAGCUCUCCUCCCCCACCCCAGGCCCCAGCUUACCUCGACGAUGAUGGGCUGCCGGUGCCUAUGGACGCUGUGCAGCAGAGACUGCGGCAGAUAGAGGCGGGCUACAAGCAGGAGGUGGAGGUGCUGAGGCUGCAGGUGCGGCAGCUGCAGAUGAGACUGGAGAGUAAACAGUACAGCACCCCUCCCUCUGAGCCAGACGUCGACUACGAGGAUGACAUUACGUGUCUGCGUGAGUCAGACAACAGCAAUGAGGAGGAUUCUCUGUCGACCCACAGUGAAGACCGUCUGUCUGAGGGCAGCUGGGAUCGAGUGGAGCGCAGAGACACAGAGGUCACAAGGUGGGUGCCUGACCACAUGGCCUCCCAUUGUUUCAACUGUGACUGUGAGUUCUGGAUAGCCAAGAGACGUCACCACUGCAGGAAUUGUGGCAAUGUGUUCUGUAAAGACUGUUGUCAUCUGAAGCUGCCCAUCCCGGAUCAGCAGCUGUAUGACCCGGUGCUGGUCUGCAACACCUGCCACGAUCUGCUUCUGGAAUCCCGCACCCGCGAGAUCCGCAGCCAGCAGCUCAAGAAGGCCAUCGCCACUGCCUCCAGCUGAGUGAAGCGUCAUGUAGCGUGGCCCGCCUCGGCUCUGUCCUGCUCGUUUUGGACUGAUGAGCCCCAACCCGCUGAUGAGGAGGAAUUGUUGGUCUCUGGGAGGCUCGCUUUGGAAACGGAGGUGCACCGUGAGACGGUCUGAGAGGCGGACAAGAGGAAAGUGAAAGUCAGAAGUGCAGGUGUCAGCAGGGGAGGUUUUCCUACGCAGCGAACCCCUUCUGUUCAGAGACAUUUUCAGCCUGGAGCGCUGCAGCGUCAAGUUGCCUGCACGUGGUUCAGUCCUCUAGCGGUGCCCUGACUGAGACACAUCUCCAACCUGUCACCCACCUCUAAACACCUGCACCCUCCUUACGGACACUGUCUCGCACUUCAGAGGACAAUCACUCACCCUUCCACGUGUCGGGGACUCCAAAGCCUUUACCUGUACUACUGGAGGCUUUCAACUUUAAAAGAAAAAAAAUUGCUGCUACAGUAUUUAAAAGUCUAAUUUUGUAUUCUUAUUUUGUGCACUACUAGCUGUUGUGUAUUUGAGGGAAUCUGAGACCAAACUUGAGCAAAAAGGAGAAAUCUGCUGUUUACUUUGUCAUCGCAUCUUUUUCUUGGAGCCUGAAUGUAAAAUGUAAUGGAUAACUGGAUCAACUUUAUGUUAAUGUGCAUUUGGUGGCUCGUAUAUGUGUUCAUUGCUGCAAUGUGUUUUCAAAAUUAUGUAUAUGCACAAUGCUCAAUGUGGUUCUGUCUUUAUCAAUGCUUUUCUCCAGUAUAGCCAUGCUGAGACGCUGUGAGGGACGUGUGUGGAUAGAAUGGUGCAAUGCUGCGUGUUGUUUGUUUUCGUGGGACGUCUGUCUGAAGCGGUAAGAGGAAGAGAACACAGUAACGCUGAGAGAUGGCAGGUUUUCGUAAUGUCUUCUUCUGGUGUAAGUCAUUUGGAGGUCCUGUGGGUAUCCUGUGAGGUGACAGAGAUGAAUGAUUGGCUCAGUGUCCACAUAAAGCUUGAUGUCCAUCUGACUGAUGACUCCUCCUCACAUUGUUAGCUGGCAGUGAAGACUGCUCGGGAAAAGACUGAGCAAAGUGCUUGGAAUUAUCAUUUCUGUUUAGGGGAGUUUGGCCACAGUCCUCUUUUAAACAAAAAAAUGUGUUUGUGUCUACUGGUUGUUCCUUGAGAUGAUAGUGCCAUAUUUUGUUUUGUCUAUUUUUAAAGCCUUUUUCUUUCUUACGGAUGGCAGCAGGUUUCUAAUUGGCCACCUCUCUGUAUGUUUUAAUGGUACAGAUAGUUAGCUGCUUAAUAACACUGAGACAACUAAAAAUUAACAGAUGGUUCAGUCUGAUUAUGAAGCUGAGCGCUUCAGUGGAUGAUUGGAUGUCACUGAAUUAGUUAACCUGCGUGGCUAUCCAUUGUCUAAUAUGUGGGAUUUAUUCAUACGGUGUUCAUGAAGUCAAAAAUCUUUAAGAGGAACUCAGAAAUGUAACAUACAUAGUUAUCUGAUCCGUAGUGGUGGCUAAAACCUGUCACUUAAUGAGUAAUUGUUGUAAAGAAAUGCACUGUAAAAGAUAAAUCCCAUGGGUUAAAAUAAAAGAUUAUAUCAUG
Scatophagus argus is the source of this 5523-nucleotide messenger RNA. It is a transcript of the gene mtmr4, whose product is annotated as myotubularin related protein 4. Gene Ontology annotation, biological process: regulation of autophagy; dephosphorylation. The coding region runs from base 226 to 3939 and encodes 1237 amino acids. NCBI's taxonomy places the organism in Eukaryota, Metazoa, Chordata, Actinopteri, Scatophagidae. Gene Ontology annotation, molecular function: protein phosphatase binding; phosphatidylinositol-3,5-bisphosphate 3-phosphatase activity; metal ion binding. The record is from RefSeq and is a predicted model, not a curated record. The transcript has 20 exons.